Molecule: messenger RNA, 789 nt
Organism: Aspergillus clavatus NRRL 1
Lineage: Eukaryota; Fungi; Ascomycota; Eurotiomycetes; Eurotiales; Aspergillaceae
Product: putative urea hydro-lyase/cyanamide hydratase
Exons: 2
Coding region: 1-789 (262 amino acids)
Source: RefSeq, a predicted model, not a curated record
AUGAGCACCAUCCUCGACCCUAUCGCUACCUACGGCCUAACCGCUGUCCCCUGCUCCUCCACUCUCCUCCUCUCCACCGCCCAAACCACCCCACCCCCGAUCCCAACCUCGCAGACUCCAGUCCCCUCCACGCCGCUCGCCCAGCGCAUCGACGCCUACGCCCGCACCCAGCUCUCCGAAAAGACCUACCACCACUGCCUCCGCGCCUACCACUACGGCCUCGCCAUCAAGCGCCACGCCUUCCCCUCCUGGUCCUUCUCCGACGAAACCUUCUUCCUCGCCUGCCUGCUGCACGACCUCGGCACCACCGACAAACACAUGCGCCAGACCCGCCUCAGCUUCGAGUUCUACGCCGCCUUCCUCGCCCUCGAGGUCCUGCAGUCGUCCGCUGGCCAUCCCGCCGCCCAGGCCGUGGCCGGUGGCGCCGCCGCCAGCACCAGCGCCGGCGCCGACACCGGCGCCACCGCGCCCCGCGAGCAGGCGGAGAGCGUUGCAGAGGCCAUCAUCCGGCAUCAGGAUGUCUGUGCCGAGGGCAUGAUCACGGCCUUGGGCCAGUUGUUGCAGUUGGCGACGUUGUUUGAUAAUACCGGCGCAAAUGGCCAUCUCGUCAAUAAGGAGACCAUCGACGACGUGUGUGCGCGCUAUCCCCGUUUGCAGUGGAGCAGUUGCUUUGCGGCGACCAUCCGUAAGGAAAACGGGUUGAAGCCCUGGGCGCAUUCCACGACCCUGGGCCAGGAGGCGUUUCCCGCGAAGGUGCUCGGGAAUACCCUGAUGGAGCCGUAUGAAUAG